This is a messenger RNA of Phycomyces blakesleeanus NRRL 1555(-), 417 nucleotides long. RefSeq lists its product as hypothetical. The transcript is spliced from 3 exons. Bases 1 to 417 code for a protein of 138 amino acids. NCBI's taxonomy places the organism in Eukaryota, Fungi, Mucoromycota, Mucoromycetes, Mucorales, Phycomycetaceae. The record is from RefSeq and is a predicted model, not a curated record.
AUGUUUGGGCCAGCCGAAAAUGUGAAUAUACACGCAACGUGUCAGUUGGAUAUUUACACCGUGUGUCAAAAGGGAUCAUUUCUACAGCUACAUCGCUACUUUGAAGUUCACUGCGAUGAGCAAUACAAGAAACACCUGUGGAUAAGAUCUACUGUGUCACUUCUUUGCAGGAUAUUCGUGAAACCAUUAAUAUCUUACAAGGCUUUCUUCAUUGAAAUUACUUUGGUUUGCUGCCUGGAGCUAGAACAAGUUUCCAACGUACUUGGUAACCGCUUUAUUGCUAUUGUACCAAUGGUUAGUCAGGGAGCAAGUGUUGCACUUUUCAACAUGUUUGGUAAGGAAUCCCCUGUAACUGCAAGUUACCUUAGACCAAAGAGUGCCACUAUUCUUCUCACUGCUAUGAAUUGGACUUUAUAA